AUGCCAAUCUCACCCUCCACUCUCCUACACGUCUUAUCCCUCGCUGCGGUAUCGCUCUCUCCCGUACCUGCUCAAGCUCAAUUAGCAAACACCUUUAAAUAUGUGGGUCUGUCGGGAGUGUCGGCGCAGCAGUUGUUCUUGGGUACUAUGAACAAGGUGUAUAUAGUUGAUAAAACCGAAAACAACAACGCCACUGUAAAUGGUCAUCCAGCUUGGGCAACAGAGUACGACCUAACGACCAACACCUUUCGCACGAUGGACGUAUUGUCCAACUCGUUCUGCGCGGGCGGUACUGUCUUAGGAAACGGAACGUGGUUGAACGUAGGAGGUAAUCAAGCGAUAACGUACGGAGGAGUAGCGAUGCCCACUGCUCAACAGUCUGGUCAAUCACCUUAUAAAGAUUGGGAUGGGGGCAAAGCUAUUCGAUUGAUCGAUCCAUGCGAUGACGAGUCUUGUGAAUGGGUGGAUGACCCUACGAUGUACAUGACUUCCAGAAGGUGGUACCCCACUUUGGAAACGCUGGAAGAUGGUUCGGCAAUGAUCAUGGGUGGAUGUGAAUGGGGAGGGUAUGUGAAUUAUGCGGACAAUCAGAAUAAUCCGACUGUCGAGUACUUCCCAUCUAAAGGCCAGCCAUUCACGCUCAAUUUCCUACUCAAGACCAUGCCCGUCAACCUAUUCCCAUUGAUAUGGUUACUCCCCUCUGGCAAUAUGCUCGUUCAAGCUGAAUUUCAAGCUGAGAUAUUCGACUACAAGAACAACAUCGAAUAUCCCAUUAACGAUAUACCGGAUUGUGUGAGGGUAUACCCCGCUUCGGCAGGUACAGCGGUCUUCCCCAUGACUCCAGAGAACAACUGGACAGCCACGAUCAUCUUCUGCGGAGGGACGUUCCUGGAAGCUGAUCAAUGGACGACCACCUGGGCUAUCAAUACCUACCCUGCUAAUCAGAGUUGCGUCAAGAUCUCACCGGAUGUGGAUUUGACUUGGUAUCAUGAGGAUCCUUUAGAUACGGGACGAUCUAUGGGUAAUUUCAUCAACCUCCCUGACGGUCGACUGUUCUACGUCAACGGAGCACAUCUCGGAACAGCAGGCUACGGGACUGAAGACUGGACGAUCGGUCAGUCAUAUGCGGAUCAACCAUUAUAUCAAUCAUGGUAUUUCGACCCAAAGGCCGCGUCAGGUUCGAAAUGGUCUAAAGCCGCUGUGUCACCUAUACCUAGGAUGUAUCAUAGUGUAGCGAGUUUGUUGCCGGAUGGAAGUGUGAUCGUAUCGGGAAGUAAUCCGAAUGCUGAUUACGUCAGCAAAGAACUCAACACAACAUAUACCUACUUUACGCAAUAUCAAGUGGAGAUCUUUUACCCUGACUAUUGGGAUAAACCUAAACCUAAUCCAACUGGAAUGCCAAGUCAGAUAACCUACGGAGGCGAUCCAUUCGAUAUCCAUCUCACCUUAUCUGACCUGGCGAACAACACGAUGAACAUCAAUGCGACUCGAGCGGUCAUCAUCCGAACGGGCUUUUCGACACACACGAUGAAUAUGGGUCAAAGGCAUGUGGAAUUAGAAACCAGCUUUACGACUCAGGAUGAUGGUGGGGCGGUGUUGCAUGUUGCUCAGAUGGAACCUAAUCCUGCUAUUUUGGUUCCCGGUCCGGCGCUAUUCUUCAUAGUGGUCAACGGCGUCCCCUCCAACGCAUCUUGGAUAACAGUAGGAGACGGUACGAUAGGCCAACAGACGAUCAAGGCCAAGAGCGUCUUACCUCGAUCUCAGAUAUCAGCUCAGUUGAUGGCUCAGUAUGGAGGGUCGUAUAGUAGAAGUGGGAGUUACGUAGUAGCUGGACAAUCAGGUUGUAGGCUUAGAAGCGUACUCGAUAUUGGACAAAUGAUAGGGUUGGCCGUCAUGGGUUUGGGUCUGAUAAGAUUUCUGACAUGA
Kwoniella botswanensis is the source of this 1926-nucleotide messenger RNA. RefSeq lists its product as uncharacterized. Lineage: Eukaryota; Fungi; Basidiomycota; Tremellomycetes; Tremellales; Cryptococcaceae. Bases 1 to 1926 code for a protein of 641 amino acids. The transcript has 8 exons. The record is from RefSeq and is a predicted model, not a curated record.